Messenger RNA from Papilio machaon (common yellow swallowtail), 3152 nucleotides. RefSeq names its product probable beta-hexosaminidase fdl (gene FDL). Gene Ontology annotation, biological process: carbohydrate metabolic process; ganglioside catabolic process; glycosaminoglycan metabolic process. NCBI's taxonomy places the organism in Eukaryota, Metazoa, Arthropoda, Insecta, Lepidoptera, Papilionidae. Gene Ontology annotation, cellular component: membrane. The record is from RefSeq and is a predicted model, not a curated record. The coding region runs from base 790 to 2721 and encodes 643 amino acids. The transcript has 5 exons. Gene Ontology annotation, molecular function: beta-N-acetylhexosaminidase activity.
UCAUUGUAUGUUAGUUUUCCGUAGCGUACGUGUGUCAGUUGUGUGGUUGAAUUACGUUAUUAUAAAACUGUAAAUCGGGAUAAGAAAGUUCAGAUAGUUUCUUUUAUAACCUGUGGCACAUCGAUAUUAUAUUACGUUAUCUGUUUAGUCAUUGCCGUCUUCGUCGAUUGUGUUACUUUCAUUUUAAUUUACUAAAAAUAUUCACACUAAAUUACUUUUUUCCCCAUCAAUUAAAAUUAACUAUACUUUUAUUCUUUAAAACUUACAAUUUAUUUUCACCUGUUUAAGUAGUGUCUGUGAAUAAUUCUCAUAACAAGAGGUUAACCCGCUCUCUUGUCAAGUGUCAAGUGUGUAGAUGUUUUCAAGUUUUACUACUUUCAAGUUAUUUUAUUUAAAAUAUAAUAAAUAGAUAUCUAAAAGAAUACGCAAUGCCAAACUUUGGUUUAUAUCACAUAUGUGGUCUGGCGGUAAUUUGAUUUGUUUUAUCAGUGAACUACUGGUUAGCAAUACAGUGGCAAAAGUGAUUCAUUUGUUUCAAUUACAAUUUGAAUAAGUUUUGUUUUAAUAUCAGCUUCUAUUUCGUUUUUUAAUAAAAGUGCAAGAAAUCUGCAUCAAGUUUCAAGAUCUCAGGAAUAUUUUACGUUAUCGUGUCAGGUUUUGACUGCGGGAUGCUUAAACAGACCAUGAAGUUAUGGAUUUAAAUCAUGUCUAUAAGAAGUAGAACACAAUAGCCACCAGACCUAAAAAAAUAGAUUCUAUCUGUAAUGGAAGUGGGUUCAAGGUGGUGAGAUGAAGUGUUGCGGAGAGUCGGGGGUGCGCGGCGCGAGGGGCGCACGCGGCGGCGCAGCGUACUGCGCGCGAGUGGCGCGGCUGCGGCGUGCACUGCUGCUGCUGGCUGCCGCCGCCUGCACUGCAGCCGCGCUGCUUUACUGGCGCCAGCAAACCGACGGCAGCGAUACCCGCCCCUUGCACAACGUCUUCUCUGGUGCUGAGCCCGAAUGGACCUGGCUGUGUCGCAAUGAGCGGUGCGAGCGCCUGCCCGCGGCGGAGAUGUCCUCCCUUCAAUCGCUACCCACCUGCAAUAUGCUGUGCGCGUCUACACAGCUGUGGCCGCAGCCCACAGGGCCCGUCAGCCUGGCCACCGCAGCCGUGCCCGUCUCCGCGGCCGGCUUUGCGCUCGAGGUCAUCUCUGCUCCCUCGCAUGAUGUCACCGACCACCUCGAAGACGCCUUUAGUAUCUUCCGCGAGGACCUGCGGACCCUGGAGCGCCAGAUCGGCGACACCAAGCGCGGUGACAUCGGGCCCGCACACGAAGUUAUAGUGCGUGUCUCGGUCAACGGUAGCCAAGACGUCCGCAUGCGAAUCGACACCGACGAGAGCUACAAGCUGUCGCUCCGACCGGAAGGGUCGACGCUCGUGGCGCACAUCACGGCGCAUUCCUUCUGCGGCGCGCGCAACGGUUUCGAAACCCUCUCGCAGCUGAUCUGGCUCGACCCCUACGCGGGCUCCCUGCUCAUUCUAGAAGCGGCAACGGUCGACGACGCCCCCCGCUUCCGCUAUAGGGGGCUGCUGCUGGACACCGCUCGGAACUACUUCCCCGUAGGCGAGAUCAUGCGAACCAUCGACGCCAUGGCCGCCUGCAAGCUUAACACGUUCCACUGGCACGUCAGCGACUCGCAGUCGUUCCCUCUGAGGCUGAAAAGUGCGCCGCAGCUUGCGCAGCACGGCGCGUACGGGCCCGGCGCCGUAUACACCACGGAGGAGGUGCAGGCGGUGGUGCGGCGCGCCAGGCUGCGCGGCAUCCGAGUCCUGCUCGAGGUGGACGCGCCGGCGCACGUCGGCCGCGCCUGGGCCUGGGGCCCGCAGGCCGGGCUCGGCAACCUCGCGUUCUGCGUCGAAGUCGAGCCGUGGAGCGCGUACUGCGGCGAGCCGCCGUGCGGACAGCUCAACCCGCGCAAUCCUCACGUCUACGAAAUACUAGAGCGAAUAUACGCCGAGAUUAUCGAGCUGACCGGCGUCGAUGACAUAUUCCAUUUGGGCGGCGACGAAGUCUCCGAGCGCUGCUGGUCGCAGUACUUCAACGACACGGAUCCGAUGGAUCUCUGGAUGGAUUUCACUCGCCGCGCGAUGCGAGCGCUCGAGCGCGCGAACGGCGGCAAAGCGCCGGAGAUGACGCUGCUGUGGUCGUCGCGGCUGACGCGCUCGCCUUACCUGGAGCGCCUGGACCUAAAGAAGUACGGCAUCCAGGUGUGGGGCGCCUCGCGGUGGCCCGAGUCCCGCGCGGUGCUGGACGCCGGGUUCCGCUCGGUGAUAUCUCACGUGGACGCGUGGUACCUGGACUGCGGCUUCGGCUCGUGGCGCGACAGUUCCGACGGUCACUGCGGCCCGUACCGCUCCUGGCAGCAGAUCUACGAGCAUCGGCCCUGGGUGGAGGAGUCCAGCGGCGGGCCAGGUAUGGGGAUGACGGGCGAGAGCUGGCACAUCGAGGGCGGCGAGGCGUGCCAGUGGAGCGAGCAGCUGGCGGCGGGCGGACUGGACGCUCGCGUGUGGCCGCGCGCCGCCGCGCUGGCGGAGCGCCUAUGGUCGGACCGCGCGGAGGGCGCAGCUGCCGACGUCUACCUGCGGCUCGACACGCAGCGGGCGCGCCUGAGGGCCCGCGGCGUGCGCCCCGCACCGCUCUGGCCGCGCUGGUGCACACACAACCCCCACGCCUGCCUCUAGCGACCCAACACACCUCCACAACCUUCUCUCGUUAUUUCGUCUUAAUUAUACUUUUGUAGUAUGAAUUUAAUUUAGAUGAUGCAAAAACAAUCUGUGACGUUAUCUUCAAUUAAAUUAAUUCACAACGGAUACAUAGAAUGAAUGUCAUGCCAUCGUAUGUUGACAUCAUUAUGACACUGGAAUACUUCAAACUUAAAAACUAGUUCGUUUGGUUGUGACGAGUGUUACUUCAGGAAUAGUGAAAAAGCUUACUAAUCUGCGAUUAUUUUUUUCAUAUUAGACAAAAUUUAGGUUUAAAUAUUCAAUGUAUGUGAUAUAAAAAGGACGAAGAAACUCCAAUAAUAAAGCGAGCAAUAAAUGUUGAAUCUAAUGCAUACUGCAUUCAAAGUGACGAUUUACGACAUUAUUUUCGUAAAUACAAUUAAACAAAA